Ilex paraguariensis (yerba mate) is the source of this 315-nucleotide messenger RNA. NCBI's taxonomy places the organism in Eukaryota, Viridiplantae, Streptophyta, Magnoliopsida, Aquifoliales, Aquifoliaceae. The record is from the annotation of a GenBank genome assembly.
AUGAAACUAGAGGCAUACUAUGAGCUAUAUUUUAGAGAAGAAGCAAGAGGUAAAAUGAAGAGCUCCAUUCCACCUCUCCACCGCAGCUCCAAGGUGUUAGAAGAAGAACAAAGAGAAAGGCCUGCUAUGGCUGCAGAGAGAAACCCCGCCGCAAAGUCCAGUGCCACGGCGGCACAACCAAGGAUGGACAGAAAGAAAUCGGAAGACAUAAACGAAAGCGCGGAAGCAUUUAUAAAUAAAUUUAGGCAACAGCUGAUGAUUCAGAGGCUCGAGUCCAUAGAGAAUUAUGAGAAAAUGCUAGCAAGAGGGACAUAG